CCAGUCAUCCACCGUCUUCUCCGCCCAAAGCCAGCAAAUUUCUUCCGCCAUCGCAUUUCAAAACCCCAAAUCCCCAAACCCUCGCAGCCGAUACCGUCAGCGGCGGCCACCUGCCUCCAUGGACGCCGGUAACCCUGAGCACCGGUGCAGGUGUCCCCAUGGACCCCGGUGCACCCGCGGACCGCGCCAUGGAGGCCUCGCGGCGGCGGCCCUGGACCCCCGUGUGCGGGCCUUCCCCAUGGACGCCGCGACGCAGGCCAUGUACCGGGAGCACGGCAUGGACCCGGUCACCCUCGAGUCCGACGUGACCACCGCCAUGACCUUCCUCCACUAUGUCCUCCCCAGCCCGCCCUUCGUCUCCAGCCGCGCCGCCCUCUCCGCCGCCUUUCUCCCGCCCCAGGACGACGGCGGCGGCGUCGACCGCAUCAGCGGCCUCCCCGAGGAGCUCCUCCGCAACAUCGUCUCCCGCCUCCCCGCCAAGGACGGCGCGCGCACCGCCGCGCUCUCCUGCCGCUGGCGCCGGGUCUGGCUCUCCACCCCGCUCGUCCUCGUCGACGCCGACCUCCUCCCCGCCGGAUGCGGCUCCAGCCUGCGGGUCGAGCGCGCCCACGCGCAGCGCGUCGAGUCCGCCAUCACCCACAUCCUCGACGCGCACCCGGGGCCCUUCCGCUUCGUCCACCUCAUCUCAUGCCACAUGCAGGAGACCCCCGGCCUGCUCGCGCGCUGGCUCCAGCUCCUCGCCGUCAAGGGCGUCCGGGAGCUCAUGCUCGUCAACCGCCCGUGGCCGCUCGACAUGGCCCUCCCCGCCACCUUCUUCGGCAUGGCCACCCUCACCCGCCUCUACCUUGGCACCCUUGCCUUCCCUAACACGGCCGACCUCCCGCGCGGAGUGUCAUUCCCACACCUCCGCGAGCUGGGCCUCUUGGGCAUGGCCAUUGUGAACCGGGACAUGGACUUCGUCCUCGCCAGGAGCCCUGUGCUGGAGAUCCUCUGCAUCCAAGCCAACGUUCUGCUCAAGUGGCUCAGCCUCGUCAGCCGCAGCCUCCGGUGCGUGCAGAUCAUAGAAGGCAUCGAUCUGAAUAUCGUCGUCAAGAACGCCCCUAACCUUGAGAGGGUCAUCAUCUGGACAUCAUCAGCCCGCGAUGGCUUGCACAGGAUUGUCAAGAUUGGCCAUGCCCCUGCGCUGAGCUUACUUGGCUACUUGGAGCCGGCACGACACCUGCUAGAGAUCGGCAACACCAUCAUCAAGGCUGGGACGAAGCCAAGCCCAAGCACCACGGUCCCGAGCGUUAAGAUCCUCAGCUUAAGAGUGUGCUUUGGUGUCCGCAACGAUGCUAAGAUGCUGCCGAGCUUCCUCAGAUGCUUCCCCAACGUCGAGAGGCUACAUCUCGAGUCCAAUGAGACCGACGAGCCCACAGGCAAGGUCAACAACAAGUUCUGGCACGAGGCCGGCGACAUCGAGUGCAUCCAGUCACACCUUAAGCUGAUGGUCUUCUACGCCUUCCGAGGGGAGAGGGGCGAGCUCUCCUUCCUCAAGUUCGUCCUGGAGAGCGCUCGGAUGCUGACGAAGCUGGUGAUUGUGUUCUGCAAAGGGAGCUUCGCUUCCAUGGACGAGGCCAACUCCAAAGUGAAACCUCUGUUCGACGCAAGAUGGGCCAGCCGAGGCUGUUCGCUGGUGCUCUUUGAGAGUCCACUCGAAACGGGAGAUGACAAGUGGGUGCUGAACUUCGAGAGAGGAUCUGAUUUCUCCACGACGGACCCGUUCGCGUGCACUGCUGCUCUUCAGGGCUGCACCGUCUGAGAAGAAGGCCGGUGUUAACUGAGACUUGGAGAGAGGUUUUGGCUUUUGUACCAGGGGCCUUUUUGAGUUCAUCAUCAGACAAUGCUUAAUUUAUACUCCUAUUACAUGAACAAAAAACAUGGUUUGUGCUCUGUUGCGGUGUCUACCUGCAAAGCACUGUUUUGAUUCUCAAGCUUGGGUUGUUGAAACCUGCAAUUUCUGCUGCUCUUCAGGGCUGCAUCAUCUGAGGUGUUAACUGAAACUUGGAAAGAGGUUUUGAUUUUUGUACCAGGGCCCUUUUGAAGCUUAAUUUAUAUAUGAACCAAAAAAACAUGGUUUGUGCUCUGUUGCGGUA
Molecule: messenger RNA, 2135 nt
Organism: Aegilops tauschii subsp. strangulata
Lineage: Eukaryota; Viridiplantae; Streptophyta; Magnoliopsida; Poales; Poaceae
Product: F-box/FBD/LRR-repeat protein At1g13570-like
Molecular function (GO): protein binding
Source: RefSeq, a predicted model, not a curated record